CUAAGCCACCCCUCAGUGCUGUUUAUUGUGCGUUUGUCACGCUGAGCUCUCCUCCUUCCUCUUAGGAGCUUUGUCGUAUUUUUUACUACACUUAGUAAAAAAUACUACAUUUUUCUUAUGUAGGAGCAGAUACUAUUUAUCUCAGAGGGUAACUGAGUUCAGCAUAGGGAAGGCGUAAAACCGAGCUUCUAAAGUACUCGUGAGGAACUGAGGGAUCGCGGCGCUGAAGCCGGAAGGGGCCAAGAUGGCGCCGGCGGAGCUGUCGCCGCUGCCCCAGCCGGUGCUGCUGCGGGUCCUGGAGCUGCUGCCGCCGCGGGACCGGCUGCGGGCGGCCAGGGUCUGCCGGCGGUGGCGGCGGCUGGCGCUGGACCGGGCCGUGUGGAGACACGUGGAUCUGAGCGCGCAGCGGCUCAGCUCCCGGGCCCUGUGGCAGCUGCUGCGGCAGCGGCUCCAGGACUCGCUGCGGUCGCUGGGGCUGCGGGGCGGGCUGGGCUCCGGCACCCGGCGGCGGCUCCUGUCCCCAGCGCUGCUGGCCGCCCUGGGGACGCGCUGUCCCCAGCUGCACCGCCUGGCCCUGGCCAAGACCGACCUCCGCGCCAUCCCCUACGAGAGCAUCCCUGCUUCCCUCACGGCGCUGGAGCUGAACCGCUGCGAGAUCCCCAGCGCCUGGUUCUGUGGCUCAGCCUCGGGGUCCCUGCCUCAGCUUCAGCACCUCAUUAUCUGCAACGUCCCGGCCUUUUCUGAUCGCCACCUGCUGAACGUGUCCUCCCAGAGCCGCCUGAAGACGCUGAGCCUUUGUGGCACCUACCGCCUGACAGACGUGGGGAUCCAGCGAGCGGCUCCGCAGCUGGAGCAGCUGGAGCGCUUGGUGCUGCGCGGCUGCAGCAUCGGCGACUCCGCCGUGGGUUCCAUCGGGUGCCACAUGAAAGGGCUGCGGUUCCUGGAGAUCAGUGGUGCUGAGUUUCUGACGAACGCGGGUCUGGCUCGUUUAACGACUCUGCAGCACCUGGAGACACUGAGCCUCGACCUCGACGAGAAAAUUUCUCUUGGUGCCGUUAUUGCUUUGUGCCAAGAGCUGCCCCAGCUGAGGAACCUCAGAUUAGGCAGGACUCGCUUUGAAGAUAAAGUGACAGAUAAAAUUCGGGCGAGUUUGCCCCUCUGUAACAUUACACACACUCCCUGACACACGGCCCAAAGCUGUAAGGCCUUUGCUAAUUGUUUGAGUUUUCUUUAGUAUGAGGGUGGUGAGAGCCUGGCCCAGGUUGGCCAGAGAGGUGGUAGAUGAACCAUCCCUGGAGACAUCCCAGGCCAGGCUGGACGGGGCUCUGAGCACCCUGAGCUGGUGAGGAUGUCCCUGCUCAUGGCAGGGGGGGCACUGGGGGAGCUGGGAAAGUCCCUUCAACACAAACUGUUCUGUGAUUUUAUUAUACAGAUUUUACAGAAGCCACACCUGCCAGUAGCAUUGGGGAGAUGUAGAUAAACUCAGUUCUAGUCACCAUUGGGCCAAAUCUGCGGAAAUUUAAGAAUUUUAAUUUGUAACCUGUAGCCAAUUAAUCCAUUCCGUGCUUGGACGGGAUGUGUUCUGGGUUGUGAUCUUUCUGACAGAAAAACAAUCAAGCUGUACACAGGCUGGUAAGAAGCUUCCCAUUGUUGGCAGGUGAAGAGAGAGUCAUAAUAAAAGCUCAUUUUGAAUUCUG
This is a messenger RNA of Columba livia (rock pigeon), 1697 nucleotides long. It is a transcript of the gene FBXL12, whose product is annotated as F-box and leucine rich repeat protein 12. The transcript has 3 exons. Lineage: Eukaryota; Metazoa; Chordata; Aves; Columbiformes; Columbidae. The record is from RefSeq and is a predicted model, not a curated record. The coding region runs from base 245 to 1183 and encodes 312 amino acids. Gene Ontology annotation, biological process: positive regulation of protein ubiquitination. Gene Ontology annotation, molecular function: protein binding.